UUCCACUAAUCAAAAUACCAUCUGCAUAUCUAUGACCUGGGUUUUAUCAGUCCAAAGUUCUCAUCCCUUUCUCUAAAGUUACAUUUGGGAGCCAUGGUUAAGGAAAUUAAAACUGAAGCAGUAGUGAAAGUUGGGAUUGAAGCCUUGUGGAAAGCUUUGGUAAAAUAUGUGAGAUUUGUGGCACCAAAACUCAUCCCACUGGUCAAGAAUGUACAAAUGCUAGAAGGAGAUGGUGGCCUUGGCACAGUCUUGCUCUCCAAUUUUGGCUCUGAUAUACCAAAGAUAAGUUCUUCCAAGGAGAAGAUUGUGGAGCUUGAUGAGUCUCUGCAUAAAAUUGGGCUGCAAGUCAUAGAAGGGGGCCAUUUGAAUCUUGGGUUUUCUUCAUACAGAACAACUUUCCAACUUACUGCAAUUCGGGAGCAGCGCAGCCUGGUCAGUAUCAUGAUCACCUAUGAGUCUGAAGUGGAGGAUAGUGGCAUACCGUCAACGAUAAACAUGUCUUCUUUCAAUUUCAUCAGGAACCUAGAAUCUUAUUUGUUGAAUGAUGCUACCUAGAUUUUAUGUUAUUAUAUAUUUUUAUUGUUUGGUUGGGGCUGGCUGUUUAUGCAAAGCACCAUGAGA
Prunus persica (peach) is the source of this 621-nucleotide messenger RNA. RefSeq names its product phytohormone-binding protein. The record is from RefSeq and is a predicted model, not a curated record. The transcript has 2 exons. Gene Ontology annotation, biological process: defense response; abscisic acid-activated signaling pathway. Lineage: Eukaryota; Viridiplantae; Streptophyta; Magnoliopsida; Rosales; Rosaceae. The coding region runs from base 94 to 555 and encodes 153 amino acids. Gene Ontology annotation, molecular function: protein phosphatase inhibitor activity; abscisic acid binding; signaling receptor activity. Gene Ontology annotation, cellular component: cytoplasm; nucleus.